AUGUCGAGUCCUCUUGCAGAUUCCCCGUCCGAGUAUGCGUCGCCUGCAGAUCCUCCCACUUCAGCAGAUGAACCGUCAAGGGUGGCCCUUGUUUGGACGGACUUUGGCGAGAAUGCUGGAGCCGCCGACUGGUAUGCGACGUCCUUUAUCCCUAAUAACGCAGUGCGUUUGGGUACACAAGCCCGUCUUGCCGAAACUUUGGAGGAGAACAUUUUCAAAGAAAUACCAGAAAUCGAGGGAAAAUACAUGGCGACUUACGAUAUUCCGGCUACUAUCUCUGCAGAAGAGUUGGAUGGAAUAAUCUGCCCUGCUCCUUAUGAACUUCCCUCGGCAGCCCGCUUGGACACACGGUGCUACAAAGAGUACGCUACUUGGUACGGGGGAGCAUGGCGGGAGGAGGUUCGAGAUACCAGGCUCUGGGUCGUGAUCUUGUGGCAGCCACACGAUGCCUACCAUGAUGAAUUUGUCGACUUUUUCCGUGAAGACUUUGCGCCUGGAAUGCUGGAAAGCGCAGACCUACUUCGCAUACAAAUUUUCAAGCUCGAGUAUGCAUCGAGAUGGGAAAAUCAGAAACAUCAACGGAUGGAUAUCGGUCAAAUGUAUCAGUACAUCACAAUAUGGGAGUUUAGUUCGAAUGAGUUGCCUUGGGAGAUUCUGGUGUACCUUGGUGCAUCAGAGGAGUGGAGAUACCAUGUCGAAGGUCAGCAUUUGGUGAGUCUGCGUGAGUAUGCCGUUGCACAGCCUCCGAGAUUGACAUGA
This is a messenger RNA of Dothidotthia symphoricarpi CBS 119687, 759 nucleotides long. RefSeq lists its product as uncharacterized. The coding region runs from base 1 to 759 and encodes 252 amino acids. The record is from RefSeq and is a predicted model, not a curated record. NCBI's taxonomy places the organism in Eukaryota, Fungi, Ascomycota, Dothideomycetes, Pleosporales, Dothidotthiaceae. The transcript is spliced from 2 exons.